AGGUGACUUGGUGAGAAAGGUCAUUUCUGCAAGACCAGUCAUCCAGGUACGACUGCGCAGAGUAUGGCAAACCUCGUGUGAUGGACAUGACCCUCAAGCUCCGUAUCGCAAAGGUUCGCAAAGGUUCGCAAAGUCGCCUCAUAGGGAAUAAAAAGGCUGCUCAAAUCAAAGGCUCUCUCCUCUAGAACUGCACUACAAAGCACUCCGUCGCGAGAAAACCUCAUCAACCUCACGGCCUCAACCAGCUCCUUCACGUUCGGUUCCAACCUUCUUCUCAGGCAUCAUGCAUCUUUUCAAGGCCGGCCUACCCGUCCUUGCCGUGUGUUCAGCUAUUCAAGCCAUCCCUGUCAAUACCGGCGAAAGAGGCGAUACGGCCUUACACCGCCACAAUGGUCUCAAAGCUUUAGACACGCGCCCAGAAAACAGAAGUGCGGGCGGCUUCGUGCCUCCUCACAUUCUCAGGAACAUCACUCGGAGUCCGUUUGCCACAGAAGACGAGCGGCGCACUGCAAAUCGGACCUUGUUGAUCGACGAGGAGCGGCGGGGGCCGGAGCAGUCGACGGAUCAAUCGGUCGCUAUUGAGACUCAACGAGAGGUGGCCGAUAUGACACCCAUGACACCCAUAUCGUAGUCUUACUUAGCGAGCAUCGCUGAAAGGGUCGCGUUUCAAAGUGUUCAGCUCGGACGCAGGGACGGCAGACUGUCAUCCGGAGACUCACUCAACUCGGCCUUUGCGAGCCCCGCAAGCCCGGCGGAAUACGGCCGAGUGUGGAGCUGGCGAUGGUCUUGGUGAAACAUCUUGUCCUAUGCGCCGUCUUUGGGAGGAGAAAGCAGGCAAUCCGUCGAACCAAGAGCCCACGAGCCCGAGACCAGCUU
Molecule: messenger RNA, 876 nt
Organism: Colletotrichum godetiae
Lineage: Eukaryota; Fungi; Ascomycota; Sordariomycetes; Glomerellales; Glomerellaceae
Exons: 2
Coding region: 284-631 (115 amino acids)
Source: RefSeq, a predicted model, not a curated record